Molecule: messenger RNA, 2018 nt
Organism: Phytophthora nicotianae INRA-310
Lineage: Eukaryota; Oomycota; Peronosporomycetes; Peronosporales; Peronosporaceae
Exons: 6
Coding region: 126-1811 (561 amino acids)
Cellular component (GO): cytosol
Source: RefSeq, a predicted model, not a curated record
CGCGUCACUGUCUCAUGUGACCCACACCACCCAUUCAUCUUCAUCAUCCGCUUGCAAAGCAAUGGACUUCGAAGCACUGGCGGCGGAAUGCCGCAGUGCUGCCUUCCGGUACGCUUCUCUGGCGAAUGACUUCGCAACAUAACUACCUUUCUCAAAUAGAAUCGUUGGCUGCAUCACCAGUAUGGACACAGGCCGCUGAGACGAUCGCUGACUAUGUGCAGCAGCUAAAGACACAGAUUUUGUCCGCGGAAACUGUUGUGACUACUGGGGACGAUGCGGAGGACGCAGGUGCCGCGGUUGAGGACGACGACGGAUUGGGCUAUACAUUCCGCGUGAAUGGCAAGAAUCCGACUGCCGAAUCUCUGCAGGAAGACUUCUCGCCACCCAAGCCUGUUGUGGCUAAUAUCGCCCGCGCUUCUAGUCAAGUUGGAGCUGUGACAGCGGCGUUCCGCUUCUUGCGCAAUGCUUGCGCUGCGUGCAGUGCCAACCAGGAUGCGUGCCGGGAUGCCGGACUUAUCAAACUGGCGCAUGACGUUGUGGUAAAUUGCUGUCUGUGGGCGGACGUCGAGGACGAGACAUUGAAAGGUCGUGUUGUACUUCUAGCCCAAGUCGCGCUCCAGUUUUGCGUUAAUGCAGUCACCAGUAACACGACCAGCCAGGCGACAGCAUGGGAGCUGUUCUUCCCCGACGAUUUUCAGAAAAUACUGGUGGAGUGCCACGAGUAUCGUAAAGUGGUUGCUUUUGCUGUGGCGCUGAUCCUCAAUUGCGUCAACUCAAAUAGCACCGAUGGCUCUGAAAUCGAGGAAGUUUCCGCUCGUCGUGUCGACCUGAUAUGCGCUCGCAAUUUGGUGAUCACGAUUCUCCAUCGCUGCAUGGCAAAGCCUCCGAAGUUAGAGUCUAAUGCGUCGUUAUCAAGUGAACUGCGCAUCGAUGAUGAGGACCCCGCGUUCGAGUGGAUCUGUACGUUGUUUGGAGUGCUGUUCCGCGACAGUCGCGCCAAAGACCUUUACAACGCUGUGGGUGCGCACAUGCUGAGCAAACUUUGGUCUCGAGUGACUCCGGAGCAACUGAUUCUGCUACGGAUGUUCACGAUGUGGGCUGUCUCGUCACCCAAGACAUCGCUGCCAGCAACCAUUCAAGAAGAGACUAGCAAAAAUCAGCCACUUCCCGAAGGAACGUUUGAGUUUGUGAAGAGUACGUGGGCGUAUAUCAUCACUGUCGGUGAUGAAGACAGACCGGAAGAAGUGGACGAGAUCAGGAAGAAAGUGUGGUGUGAACUUGAAAACGAAGCCAAACUGAUGCUGCUCGAUGUACUUGGAGAGUUGACAGUUGGUAACACCAGAAUUAACGCCGAGGGGGCUCGAGAAGUACUACUGUCACUGCUUCAGGAGCUGCAGCGUGUCUGGGAGCUUGGGCGCCAGAGCACUACAACUAGAAACACUAGGGCUGCGGGUUCGACGAUGCAGACACAAGCAACCGGGGAGCCGUUCGGGUACAGGUCUGGCUUGAUCCGCGUCAUCGGCAACCUGAGCUUCCGGCAUACAGACCACCAGGAUCUCGUACGUGAGGAAGGUUACCUACCUUUGUUUUUGAACCACUGUAACAUUGACGAGACAAACCCAAUGAUCCGAGAAUGGUCAUUGGUCGCUCUUCGCAAUCUGUGUGAGGGCAACGAAGCCAACCAAUCGUAUAUCAACGCUCUGCGGCCACAAGGAAUGGAUGCAGCCUCGAAUGCUGCGCUUGACAAAGCAAAGAUGCAAGCGGAUAUUGGGGUAGAUGGUAAAGUCAAAUUGACGAACAAGGAGGAGUAAUGUGGUGACGCAUAGAACUCUCCAGUUAUCGCUUUACUUGUACCACUUACUCAUUCUUCGCGGCUUAUUGUUUAAGCGGUUUCCAGAAAUCUCUUUCUUGAUUCGUGCUGUCUGUAACUGUAAGCACGCUGUUUGCAAUCGAAUGGAUGCGACUUUAUUCGAUGGGUCUAGUUGCAAACUCUUUUCGAAAUCCUUGAUCGCGGCAGA